Colletotrichum phormii is the source of this 1015-nucleotide messenger RNA. RefSeq lists its product as uncharacterized. The transcript is spliced from 3 exons. NCBI's taxonomy places the organism in Eukaryota, Fungi, Ascomycota, Sordariomycetes, Glomerellales, Glomerellaceae. Gene Ontology annotation, biological process: mycotoxin biosynthetic process. The record is from RefSeq and is a predicted model, not a curated record. The coding region runs from base 6 to 926 and encodes 306 amino acids.
UGAAUAUGAUACAACGACCAUCAACUGACUCAUCAGAAGCUUCCCACGAUAGAGACGCUUUCUCGGAAACUGUCGAAGAAAAUGGGGAUAUCGAAAAGGCUCUAUUGCCUCAAAAAGACACGGAGCCAGGGCCUCGAGGUGUUGAGGAGAAGACUCCAUGGCUGAAGUUAUACAGCCAAAGGCCAUCUCUUGUGACCUUUUUCAAUGUUGGACUUUUCAUUGCCUCAUGUACCAUUUGGUUUUGGCCUGCACCAACGAGGCAUUCUUCAAGUGUCCAAGACUAUUGGAAGCGAACGUCCUUCUACUCCCCCAUCCUUGAGCGUUUCGAUGUACCAAGAAUCAGCAGAGUGACGAACGGUACUUUAUAUGACACAAGUCCGCCGUCGGUUCUUCGCCAGCGAAUUGGCAAAGAGGCUGAUAAGGAGUGGCAUCGCAUCGGCGACCAUGUCUGGCCUUUGGUUAUUGGAGAAGCUGAUGUAAGGCAGCUUGGGAAGGAUCCGCGUGUUGCUGUCAAGAUUCCAGAAGACCUUGGCUACGGUUCAGAUGCAUACAUCGCGCAGACAGAAGUUUUCCAUCACCUUCACUGCUUGGACAUGCUGCGCAGGGAAGUGUCAUAUGAGCAUUACUACGAGCCAAAGGAGGGACCUAGGCCAGGAGGGGCCCAACAUCAAGCCCACAUCGGCCACUGCUUCGACAUUCUUGCCCAGGCAAUCAAGUGCACCGGUUCAGUCGACAUGAUUACUUUCAACUGGGUUGAGAACUGGGAGCAGCCAUUUCCAGAUUUUAUGAACCACAAAGUAUGCCGGGACUUUGACGCGUUGUUGGGUUGGGUCAAUAAGAACUCAAUGGACCCGAAUGUCUUUCAAGAGAUGAAGUCGCCUCCGCCUGGAUGGCCUGUCAUGCCUGAGCCAGGCCCAGUAUCGUGAUGAUUCUGGACGGCGAACAAGAAUUAGAAAAUAUCGCACAGGGUCUCAUACUAUGGAGCCAAUACGAAAACACCAAGAAACGUUUUGAU